GCUUCUCGCGAGAGUAGGAGUUUUGGCGAGAGUUUGUGGAAGAUGGCGCCUGUUGUGACAGGGAAAUUUGGUGAGCGACCUCCACCUAAGCGGCUCACCAGGGAAGCUAUGAGGAACUAUUUAAAGGAGCGUGGUGAUCAAACAGUCCUAAUACUUCAUGCAAAAGUUGCUCAGAAAUCCUAUGGAAACGAAAAGAGAUUUUUUUGCCCCCCUCCAUGUGUCUAUCUUAUGGGUAGUGGAUGGAAGAAAAAAAAAGAACAAAUGGAGCGAGAUGGCUGUUCUGAACAAGAAUCGCAACCAUGCGCCUUUAUUGGGAUUGGAAAUAGCGACCAAGAAAUGCAGCAGUUAAACUUGGAAGGAAAGAACUAUUGCACAGCUAAAACUUUGUACAUAUCAGACUCGGACAAGCGAAAGCACUUCAUGUUAUCCGUGAAAAUGUUCUACGGGAAUAGCGACGAUAUCGGCGUGUUCCUUAGCAAACGGAUCAAAGUAAUCUCUAAGCCUUCUAAAAAGAAACAGUCGCUGAAAAAUGCGGACUUAUGUAUUGCAUCAGGGACGAAAGUGGCGCUGUUCAAUAGACUUCGGUCCCAAACAGUUAGCACCCGAUAUCUGCACGUAGAAGGAGGGAACUUUCAUGCCAGCUCACAACAAUGGGGAGCAUUUUACAUUCACCUCUUGGAUGAUGAUGAAUCGGAAGGAGAGGAAUUCACGGUUCGAGAUGGCUAUAUCCAUUACGGCCAGACCGUCAAACUCGUUUGUUCGGUUACUGGCAUGGCACUCCCGAGAUUGAUAAUACGGAAAGUGGACAAACAAACCGCUUUGCUAGAUGCAGAUGAUCCAGUAUCCCAACUCCAUAAGUGUGCGUUCUACCUUAAAGAUACUGAACGAAUGUACUUGUGCCUUUCCCAAGAGCGAAUUAUCCAAUUUCAAGCCACUCCAUGCCCCAAAGAACCAAAUAAAGAGAUGAUUAACGAUGGAGCUUCAUGGACAAUCAUUAGCACAGAUAAAGCAGAAUACACAUUUUAUGAGGGGAUGGGACCGGUCCAUGCUCCUGUAACCCCUGUGCCUGUUGUAGAAAGUCUUCAGCUCAAUGGUGGCGGAGAUGUAGCGAUGCUGGAACUAACUGGGCAGAACUUCACUCCAAAUUUGCGUGUCUGGUUUGGGGAUGUGGAAGCCGAAACGAUGUACAGGUGUGCUGAGAGCAUGCUGUGUGUCGUCCCCGAUAUUUCUGCAUUCCGGGAAGGGUGGCGGUGGGUCCGCCAGCCCGUCCAGGUUCCAGUCACGUUGGUCCGCAACGACGGCAUAAUUUACUCCACCAGCCUUACCUUUACAUACACCCCAGAGCCAGGCCCUCGGCCGCACUGCAGUGCAGCAGGGGCCAUCCUCCGAGCCAAUUCAAGUCUCCUGGCAUCCAGUGAAGCAAACACAAACAACGAGGGAAGUUACACAAACGUCAGCACAAACCCCACCAGCGUCACGUCAUCAACAGCCACAGUAGUUUCCUAACCACUGCUCCUUGUGUGGGACUUCUUAAAAACUUUCAAGUGCUUCAAACAACAAAACGGAACUACUACUGUGGUUUCACAGGGGGAGGAAAAGACCCUCUUUGCCGCUCUUUGAACUUUUAUCACCUACAAGUGCUGAUCUCAGUAGAAGCCACAAUAAAAAAGAAAUGCAUGGGGGGCCAGCACCCCUAUAUUGAAAAUCUAUUUUUAGUUGUCUCUUUAAAAAUGGACAUGUAACUACAGUUAAGCAGAAGUGGCUGGGAUUCAAAUUGAACUAGAAAACAUGGACAUAACAUGGUUUUUAUGGACCAAGGAACGCUUUAGUAGAAAAGGUACAUUUUCACCAUGCCUUUUGUAUCACAACAUAUAGUACGCUUUUGUUACCAAAUAGUUUAUAUAUUAUUUUUUUCCCUCUGAGCAUUUGCUCUGAAGUAUAUUCAGGUUCCAAGCCUGACCAUGCUUGUAUAAUCUAAUUACCAUAUUCUUCCAUAUAUGUAUAUGUAUAUGUAUAUGUAUAUGGUCUGUGGCUGGAACUGUUGCAUUUUUUUAAACUGAAGUCUUGUGACUUUUUAUGAACUGAAUUCUGAAUUUUUGUUUUUUUCAGCAAGUAGAACCUUGUAAAGGCCAGCAUAUUUUUUUUAAGAGUAUAUGAAGUUUGUGCAAAAGCUUUAAAAAUGCCUCUGCCUUGCCUGCAAUACAUGCAACAUACAUUGAUUCUAGAGCUACUUUUUCCAUCGUUGUGCAUCGUUCUUAUUUUGUGUGUGUUUUUUUUAAUGUAUUUAUAAUGUUGAUUCCUGAGGUUUUUAACAUUACAAAUGUGGCCUCUUGUGCAGUUAUUUUAACUGCUCCUGCGUCUAAUGUAUGUGAGCGUUUCAAAAGGAUUUGUUCUUCCCUUUCACCAUCAAUACAUACACCAGAAAAAUAUUUUCAGGAUUUCUUCAGGUUGGCUUUAUUUUUAAUUUUGGCUAUACUUGUACAUAAUUUGCUAUUAAUUGUAAGUUAAGUGUGUGUGUGCGUACGUGUGCGUAAUUUGAUUUUU
Messenger RNA from Candoia aspera, 2544 nucleotides. RefSeq names its product recombination signal binding protein for immunoglobulin kappa J region (gene RBPJ). The coding region runs from base 43 to 1506 and encodes 487 amino acids. Gene Ontology annotation, cellular component: MAML1-RBP-Jkappa- ICN1 complex; nucleus. The transcript is spliced from 11 exons. Gene Ontology annotation, biological process: Notch signaling pathway; regulation of transcription by RNA polymerase II. The record is from RefSeq and is a predicted model, not a curated record. Lineage: Eukaryota; Metazoa; Chordata; Lepidosauria; Squamata; Candoiidae. Gene Ontology annotation, molecular function: RNA polymerase II cis-regulatory region sequence-specific DNA binding; DNA-binding transcription activator activity, RNA polymerase II-specific.